UAAUGUCUAAACCUGAUGGACCUCAGAUAAAGGCACCGAAACCCUCCAUUCCUGAAGGCUACCGAUCUGGUCCAACAGGUCAUGUAUCUCAAGGUGUGAAUAGAUACAAGUUAAAUCUGGAAGACAGGACUGAUUCAAGGACACAUAAGUUCUCACCAGGAACAUACCAGGGCCAGAAACAGAGGAAAGUUGGGCGUGUUCAAGUUUGGAUUCAGCGCAAUCCUCUAAAAUUCCAGGUCAUUACCAUUGGUGUUGGACUUGGAAUAUUUUUUAGCAGAUUCCUUUAUGAUGCAUUGAUAAAGGAAGGCAAACAAGGACCUCGAGCAAAGGUAGAAAGAGGUUAUAGCUUUUAAAGUCAUUAGAGCUUGACACAA
Molecule: messenger RNA, 374 nt
Organism: Homarus americanus (American lobster)
Lineage: Eukaryota; Metazoa; Arthropoda; Malacostraca; Decapoda; Nephropidae
Exons: 2
Coding region: 3-353 (116 amino acids)
Source: RefSeq, a predicted model, not a curated record